GGAAUUAGUUGGGUAAUUAUUUCUGACAUUGUGCAGCAUUGGUUUAGACACUCUUUCCGCAAUAAUGUUGGCGUAUAACGGCGACGACACGGCCGGCACUAUUCGCUUACGGAUGCUGGUCACCAUCGGUUUCCAGAGUUUUCUCAAUGUGGCCACUGGCGUGGCCAUGAUUGUGGCGCCGCCGCUUUUGCUAGAAUCCGUAUUACCUGUGAGCCUGUACGUGAUCGGCGGUAUGCUGAUCUUCUUCGCCCUCCUCGGUCUUUUCUGGAUGUACCAACUGCAGCGCCCACUCCCGGAGCCAACCACCUCCGACGCCCAACUGCGCACCAUCUUCCAUCCCGAGGCGGACGCUUCGGCCACUCCUCGCGCUCUGAUCGUCUUCAAACGCUACACGUACUCCUUGCUUUUUCUGCUGCUGGUGACCUUUGCGCCGGUUCUCAUCCAGAUCACCGGCGACAUCUUCCACCACCGCGGCACCCGCCUGCGAAUGAUCAUCUGGCCUGUCGCCGGCUGGGUGGUGUCCUUCCUCCUCAAUUUAGUGGCGUUCGUGUGGAAUGUCGUUGUGACGGAACGGUAUGCCGAGCGUCUCAAAGAAGUUGCGGUGAGGCAACCGCUUCCGACGCCGAGCGUGGAGGUCGAUGUGCCGCAGUUUGAGCCUUUGCCGGUGAUCGUGCUCUCGGAACAUCCAAACAGAUUUUAG
Molecule: messenger RNA, 700 nt
Organism: Paramacrobiotus metropolitanus
Lineage: Eukaryota; Metazoa; Tardigrada; Eutardigrada; Parachela; Macrobiotidae
Exons: 2
Coding region: 65-700 (211 amino acids)
Source: RefSeq, a predicted model, not a curated record